This is a messenger RNA of Cydia fagiglandana, 2425 nucleotides long. RefSeq names its product serine protease inhibitor 42Dd-like (gene serpin-12). The record is from RefSeq and is a predicted model, not a curated record. The transcript has 7 exons. Gene Ontology annotation, molecular function: serine-type endopeptidase inhibitor activity. NCBI's taxonomy places the organism in Eukaryota, Metazoa, Arthropoda, Insecta, Lepidoptera, Tortricidae. The coding region runs from base 174 to 1943 and encodes 589 amino acids.
CUUGUUUAUAGUUCAUCCCGAGAUCUCUUAGAGACCGGUCAUGUAGCGCACAGUGACAAAACCAAAUAAAUAUUCUACCUACCAAAUUAAAACUCAAUGUAAUUAUUGAUCAUAAAAUUUCAAUAAGUACCUAUUUAGUUAGACAGUGAAAAGAGGAAACAGUAUAAAACAACAUGAGGUUUCAGAUUUUAUUGACAAUAGUCUGCUUGACAAUAAGAAUAGAUUCCCAAAGUCUGAAACAGACACGGACUUCCAAUAGAUAUGACCCUGGAUCUGAACAGUUAUUUUUCGAAGAUAAUUUGCCCAGAAGUUAUAAUAUUAACAACGUGAAUCAAAGUAGUGACGACGCAAAAGCAAGCUUACAACAAGCGCAGACGCAGUCUCUUAAUGACAGUCACUUGCGACCUGAUCAACAAGUACAACGAAACGCAAGAAAUGAUAACAAACAGGAUGGAGGGUAUAAGAACGUAAAUAAACCAGCAAUUCAAAAUGGUAACUUACAGAAUCAGUACCAAACAUUUAAUCAAAACGAAAACUUACACAGUGAAACAAAUCAUUUACAGAAUCAGUAUAACAAUUUGAAUCUGCCAUUAAAUCAGAAUAAUGUUCAAAACCAAAAUCAAUUCAAUCCAAAUUUGAACCAAAAUCCGAACUACCAAUUUCAACAAAGUAUAGAACUUGCACCGCCUUUGCAAUCAAGUCAAGAUUACUAUUCCAAGCAAAAUUUAAUGCAAUCAAACAUCGGUGGUGACAACAGACAUACAACUCGAGCCGACGUUCCUCUAUCCCAAAGUUCUCAGCAGGUGAAUUUGACGCAGGAUGUGAAACUUGCGUCUGCGGUUAUCUCACAUGUUGGUAUUUUUAUGAUGAAGAGUGCAAGAGGGAAUCAAUCAAACGUUGUAGUUUCCCCAAUGUCCGUGGUAAAUAUGCUGGCGCUCCUGCAAGCUGGCGCCACGGGCGUGACUCAAGAACAGGUCUCGAAUGCAUUGAGAUUGUCUCCAGCGAAGUCAGCAGAAGCCUUUCGACUUAUGAACACAGCCUUCCGGAAGCGAGGUACCGAACGAAACAUUUUGCGAUCGGCAAGCAGUAUUUUCGCAGCAGAUUCAUUCGAGCUUAGUCGUGAUUUCAAGAAUUUUGCCAUUGAAAACUUUGACAGCGAAGUAUCAAGAAUCAGCUUUGAUAAUCCAAAUGCUGCUGCCCAGAAGAUAAACUCUUGGAUUGCUAGUAAGACAAACGACCAGAUUGAUAAGCUGGUAUCACCAGAUUCCAUCGGUGUUAACACCCAACUCGUGCUUGCCAAUGCGAUAUACUUCAAGGGUAUAUGGGAGACCAUGUUCAAACCAUCAGAAACGUCACUACAGGAGUUUAAUCUGAGCAAUGGAAGCAAAAAAUCUGUUCCGUUCAUGACGCUGCGAAGUGGCUUCAGGGCUGGUUUAGAUAAGGCUAACAAAGCCAUUGUUAUCGUUUUACCUUUUGAGAACAAUGAAUAUUCUUUAGUGAUGUUGCUGCCCGUUCCUGGUGCAGACGUAUCAGCUGUGUUGACGUCACUCGACGGCGAAACUCUAGCUAACUACCAGAACUUACGGCGCCAGGACGUUCUUCUCGAAAUACCGAAGUUCACUGUUCGUAGUAACGCUAAUCUGCAACCGAUUUUCGCGAAGAUGGGAAUUACAAAGAUGUUUACUCCAACUUCGGAACUCAGCAACAUCGGUCUGUACCGCGCCACCUCGCCCCAAGUCUCCUCGGCGGUUCAUUCUGCCAUGAUGUCAAUAGAUGAACGCGGCGCCACAGCCGCCGCAUCUACAGUGGUUGCAGUCGUAGCGUUGUCAUUCGACAAUCCGUCCGUUGUGUUCAGGGCAGAUCGGCCGUUUUUAGCUGUGCUGUGGGAUAAUCAGCUAAACGUGCCUUUGUUUAUGACUAAGAUUGAAGACCCUUCACUGUAAAUUUAUAUCUUGCCGAUUUUUGUGACGUUAUUUUAAGGUAAUGCUAAAAGUUGUAGGUAAUUUUCUUUACGAGUCAUGUAGUCAUGAAUGAGGAGGACUUUGAAAUUAACACAAUGUAAUUGAUUGGCUCGUAGUACCUAGUGUUACUGAAAUACUCGUAUAUUUUUAUAAAUGCCUAUACAAUAAUUAGACUCUGUUCGAAAACAGAAGAGUGGUGCAUGGAAUGUGCCUAUUGGGUGCCAUACAUACCACGACUCUUCUCUUUUCGCACAGAGUCUAUAGGUUUAGAUUUAUAUACACAUUACAAUAAAUAGUGCACAAAUGUUUAUAUUUUAAAGUUAGGUGUACGUAAGCCAAUAACAAAUUUUGGAUGUCAACAUGCCUAUAACAUGGAAAUCCACUUAAGAUAAGAUUAAACUCAGGAAGGAUACUAGUUAAAUAGGUAAAUAAAAGCUGUAAUUUUCAACUUGAAUAUUUCAUAA